Molecule: messenger RNA, 1560 nt
Organism: Paramormyrops kingsleyae
Lineage: Eukaryota; Metazoa; Chordata; Actinopteri; Osteoglossiformes; Mormyridae
Source: RefSeq, a predicted model, not a curated record
CAUGUGAGAAGAUGUUCCUCAAAGCCAGGUACAGUAAGCGAACAUCAGGGACGGGCCAGAGUCUUGGGUUUGGCUGCCAUGGCAGAGUCUACAUCCUCGCAGCAGAUAUCUGGAGGAGUUUGGAAGCUGUUGAGUGCAAUGAAGCAAGAUGAGAUAUCUUCUGUUGUACGCAAUGACUUCUGCAUUCUUCAGCUAGCACAGUCAUUCUUCAACAAACAUGGAAAUGACCCUACUAAGUAUGAAUACAUUCGUCAGAAGCUUCGAGAAAUUGGGAGGUUUUUGCUAACAUUACGCAGUGAGUCCUCUAUUUACAGCCUUGAGGAAGCUAUAAAAUCUGCUAAUUUCCAACAUGUUAUUGAAGCUGUAAAGAAAGUGUCAGGUUAUGACGAAGAAAAAAACUACUACCAAAGGCCAAGCCUAGCAUUGAAAUUGGGCCACACAUUGCAAAAGGUCUGCGAGCUCAUCCACUGCAGAGGUCUAAUGGCUGAAGAUGAAGAGUUAAUUAAGUCAACUGAGACCUUCAGAAAGCUAUAUACCACCAAGUGGUCUGAGCUAAUAUCACACAGGGUGUUAAGCACACUGAAUGAAGCAAAGUUCAAUAAGCCGUCAACACUGCCUUUCAUUCGUGAUGUUCAACUCCUUCACAAACACCUGGAGACUACUGCCAAUGCAGCAUCUGAAAACCUGAAAAAGACAUCAUCAUCACAAAGUUUUGCAGAGCUUGCAAAAGCUACGCUUGCAAGGGUAAUUAUUUUCAAUCGUAGGCGUGCCGGUGAAGUUUCUAAAAUGCAGCUCAAAAGCUUCCAGGAAAGAGAGAACACACUACUUCAUGCAGAUGUUGCAGUGGGCCUUUCCAAAUUUGAGCAGAAACUCUGCAGCCAUUUUAGUAGAGUUGAAAUCAGAGGUAAAAGAGGUCGAAAAGUUGCUGUCCUCCUCACACCAGAUAUGGUGGAUGCCCUAACACUUUUGGUGAAUAAAAGAACAGAGUGUGCGGUUCAGGAUAACUGUUUUUUGUUUGCUAGACCCAACUGCCAGAGUCAUUACAGAGGUCAAGAUUGCUUGAGGCUUUAUGCAACUCAGUGUGGUGCUGAAAAUCCACAACAUCUCAGAUCAACACACUUGCGCAAACAUGUGGCCACUAUAUCACAAAUUCUUAACUUGAAAAACAAUGAAUUAGAUCAAGUUGCUGACUUCUUGGGGCACGAUAUUCGUGUACACCGUGAGUAUUACAGGCUCCCAGAAGCGACAACUCAGCUGGCAAAAAUAUCCAAACUUCUGCUUGCCAUGGAAAAAGGGUGUCUCCCUAACCUGCAAGGCAAAUCACUUGAUGAAAUUGAAGAUGAGAUCAACUUAACUGAUGGCAGUAAUGGAACUAAACCUGACAGUGAUACAGAGGAUGCUACAGAAAGUCAAAGCAAUCAGCCAGCUACAGAAGAUAAUGCUGGAGGCUCAACAGAUUCCAUCAGUGGUAACUUUCAGUAUAAUUCAGAUUUUAAUUUUUUUUAUGGAAUGAAGCUUGAUUACCGAGACAAUAAGUUUGUCCACUGCUAAGUGGUAUAU